This is a messenger RNA of Cherax quadricarinatus, 1049 nucleotides long. NCBI's taxonomy places the organism in Eukaryota, Metazoa, Arthropoda, Malacostraca, Decapoda, Parastacidae. The record is from RefSeq and is a predicted model, not a curated record.
AUGACGACAUGAAAAAUCCGGGUGUGUUGAACGAGUUCUCGACAGCAGCGUUCAGGAUGGGUCACUCCUCCAUCACCAACACACUGCCACUCUUCACUGCCCACUACCAACACACUGCCACUCUGCCUCUCGUCACGAAUUUCCACAACUCUUCUCUGUUAUUAAACCCAGAAAUGAUGGAUUCCCUGUUGCGAGGGUUGCUAGGACACGCCAUGAAACCAACAGACCUUCACCUAGAAAACAGCAUCUUCAAUGAGCUCUUCAAGAUUUUGCCAGAUAAUUUCUCAGGACAAGAUCUCACUGUCCUAAAUCUUGCAAGAGGAAGAGAUCACGGACUUGCUCCGUACACUAAGUACCUUGACUUCUGCGGGAUCACCACUGUUGUCAGCUUUGACGACCUGACGAAGCUCAUGUCUGUGGCUGCCGUCUCAGCGCUGCGUGAGGCCUACCGUCACGUCCAUGACAUAGAUCUCUUUAUUGGAGGACUGGCGGAGGAUCACGUUCCAGGUGGUGAAGUGGGACCAACAUUUGCUUGCAUUAUUGCUCGCCAGUUUCUUAUCACGAAGAGGAGUGACAGAUUCUGGUACGAGAAUAAAGGAUCAGGCUUUACUUACCAACAACUACGGAACAUAAGGACGGCCUCACUUUCAAGGAUCAUUUGCAAUAAUAUGGACCAAGUGGAGCAGGAGGUGCCACCACGCGCUUAUAUGCCGCCUCAUCAAACUAAGAACCCACUAGGCCCGUGCAACAGCCUACCAGACAUAGAUACAAGCCUGUGGCAGGAACAUUCUGGCGAAGAGGGUUGCUACUACCAGGGCAACUAUCCUCCCUCCUCCCAUACCCCGAACUCGCUCUGUCUUCACUCCUGUCAGCCAGAUGGAUGGGUGAGUUCACGUAAACGAGGUUGUUGCUUUAACCAGAAAAACAUAAGAGCAUCUGAAUCGUCUACCUUGAGCAUGUUCCGAGGGGUCAAUGCUCCCAUCACCCAGUCCAUGACCAGGUUGUUACUACUGGCUGCACGCAAUCCAACAUAGGAACCACAGCCCAGU